AGCAAGGAACACGCUGGAUUUUCUACCUGUUCGUCGGUUCAGAGUUUGUUGCUAGUGUAGCAUCAGCUCAACCCCCGAGGCAUCAAUUUCCACCCUGUUAGUCUCCUGAGAAGAAAAGUUAAAACCGAAUUAUCAGUGUUUCUUUCAGGGUACCUCAAAAAAAAAAAAGUGAUUAAUCCCGAUUGACGAACUCAAAUACAUCCAGUGAUUUAAAAAGAGAUAUUCAUAGUCAUUGAUUAUAGAGAUAAUUGUGAAGAACUCAUCGAGUGUUGUGUAGCAAGUGCGUGCAAGAAUAAACGGUGUUGUAAUUAAAUGGAAUUAACUGAGGAUUGAAUAGAGUCAGUAAAUCGAUCAAAAUGAUGAAUACAUUUUUGGACACAGUGUCCUCACAUCCCCAUCAUCUGGCCAAUCUCGGGAUAAAGUUGUCGCCGACUGGUGGUGCAGAGGCGAUGGAUGGUAAUGUUGGUGUUCAACCGGUGCCAGGUGAAGCGCCAUCGCAACAGCACCAUCACUUUCAUCCCCAGGGCUAUCCACCACCUCAUCAUCCCCAUCCAGCGAGCCACAUGAGCCCUCACAUGGGUCAUCACAUGGGCCAUCAUCCAUCCUAUGCAGCUCGUGAUUUUCUUCUUCGUCGUGAGCACGAGUUCAAUGCAACGGCCAAUCCAACAACACCAGAGAGUGGAUUAGGAUUAUUUACACCGCUUCAUCACGAUGGUACGGCUGCUGGAAUGCAGCAAUUUCCGCAUCAUCCUGGACAGCACCCGCUAGCUGCGGCUGGACACUAUCCUGGACACUAUGGACAGGAUGCUAGAUUACCACCGCACCAUCAGUAUCUGAGUGCACCCCAUCUGACACCGGCGUCAAUUCAUCAUCAACAGCAUCCAGCGGUCAGUCAUCCGAGUCAUCAUCCACACGGUGCUUUUCUCAGGUACAUGAGAACUGGCGGCAGCUCCCAAAGACAGGAGAUGUCGUGCAUGUGGGUUGAUCAGGACAGUCCUGGUCCUGGUCGUAAAUUAUGUGGAAAACUAUUCAAUUCACUCCAUGACAUUGUCACACAUCUGACUGUUGAACACGUGGGUGGACCAGAGUGCACUACGCACGCGUGCUUCUGGCAGGGAUGCUCAAGGAAUGGCAGGGCAUUCAAGGCCAAGUACAAGCUCGUCAAUCACAUCAGGGUGCACACCGGGGAAAAGCCGUUUCCAUGCCCAUUCCCUGGUUGUGGAAAGGUCUUUGCGAGAUCGGAGAACCUCAAGAUUCACAAGAGAACGCAUACCGGAGAGAAACCAUUCAAGUGCGAAUAUUCAGGAUGCGAGAGACGAUUUGCAAAUAGCAGCGAUCGCAAGAAGCACAGUCAUGUUCACACAUCGGACAAGCCGUACAACUGUCGGGUAUCUGGAUGUGACAAGUCAUACACACAUCCCAGCUCGUUGCGUAAACACAUGAAGGUGCACGGUAUGACUCUGGGUGAAGGAAAACUGGGCGGUGGAUACGAGAGCGAGGGUGAGGAGAGUAGCAGCAGUGGUGGAAGCUUAUCAGUGACUGGACACACAGAAUCACCCCAGCCACCCUCGAUAGUACCAACAGUAACACCAACCAACCCAACGACAAACAACCAUCCCUCGAGGGGGCCAGAGUUAACCGAGUGGUAUGUCUGCCAACCACCGACUGUUGGACCCCAGCACAGCCCAUUGCCCGGCCCACCACCACCCCAUCACCUAGGACACCACUUCAAUCACACCCUUAUGCAUCAUCAAGCCACUGCAUACUGAGCUAACUUGUUUUAAUCCCACCAGCAUUCCUCUUUCUCUUCCUCUUUCUCAUCGUCUCAAUUCAUCCCCUAUUAUUUCAUUUUUUUUCACUUAGUACUAAAUCAUAUUUUUCAAUAUUCCAUUUCAACCCACGGAAAAUUCUGCAAACCACUCCUCAUGUAGAAGAUUCACUAAUUCGAGACAAGAGGUUAUUUUAAAAAUACGGGAUGUUAUCAAUAAUUUCAUUUAUUUCAACGUUUUUAACUUGAAUUUUGAUAUUUUAUUGCGUCUAGUGAAACUUCUUAGUCAACAUUUUUUUUUCUCAGAGCGAGAUAAAAUAGAUGACAGGGUGAAUUUAUUGAGUGCGAUCAAUAGUAUUAUUGAGCGUUGAAAUAGAGUUUUGAAGAGUUUGCGACUGUUUUAUUUCAUUGAAACUGAUGCGUUUGCUUUUCCCAGGAGGAAUGACUGGGUUUUUUUUUAUUGAAAUAAUGUACAAGUUUAGCCACAUCAGUGCCUCGUUUUGCUAACCAAAAAGUCAUGGAAAUUGUUUUUAAGGAUUAGACUGUCGAAAUUGUGACGCUUGCGAUAUUCUAGGUCCUUUAACUAUCAUAUUGUCCACACAUUAAAUUCAAGUCCAAUUGGAAUGCUGUAUUGUAUAGUUUUGUUCGUUAUUGCCCGCGGGAGAGAGAAAGACAUUUGUACAUAGUUAAAUUUUCUCGAUGUAAACUUCACUGAUUUAAGUUAUGAGGAAGUGAGUCGGAGAAACGCCUCCAAAAAUUGUAAAAUAAUUAUUUCAAUUAUAAUGUGUGAUAGCCUGUACAUACAGAGAUUUACCAUCGAUUAAGUAAUAUUAUUUGUAACGAUAGUAAUUAUUAUGCUGAUAUUUGUGUAUAAUGCUUAACUAUUAAGAGAGAAUAAUGUGCGAUAAAAAGAGAAAUGUCGGGUUGUAAACGACUGAAUUGUACUAUAUUAUAAUAUUUGUUUUGCAGAGAUUCAAAAUAUACAGGCGAUGCGAAGAAGUUAGAAGGAAUAGAUGUUUACUCGAUUCAUUGUCUCAUUUUCCUCGAAAAUUCAA
Molecule: messenger RNA, 2823 nt
Organism: Fopius arisanus
Lineage: Eukaryota; Metazoa; Arthropoda; Insecta; Hymenoptera; Braconidae
Product: zinc finger protein ZIC 4
Exons: 3
Coding region: 357-1769 (470 amino acids)
Biological process (GO): regulation of transcription by RNA polymerase II
Cellular component (GO): nucleus
Molecular function (GO): RNA polymerase II cis-regulatory region sequence-specific DNA binding; DNA-binding transcription factor activity, RNA polymerase II-specific
Source: RefSeq, a predicted model, not a curated record